CCUGUCACCCCAUAUAGCACUUCACUAGAAGGAAGGAAGAAGAGACUCAAGAACAUCUUACUCAUCAUCUUCCAUCCAAAAAUGGAACAUCAAUUUCCCUCUCUCCCACCCGUCAACUACCCUCUUCACGAUCCCUCCUCCUCCUCCUCCGAUUUUCUAAUGCAGUUUUCCGAUUCCGAUUUUCAGUUCACUGACUAUGUUUUCCCCGAUUAUACCUGGACCAAUGUCUCAUCCUCCAUUAUUAAAACCGAUAACUCCACCACUACAUCGCCACCGCCGGAUAUUAAUAUUAUCUCUUCCCCUAUUCCAGGGUCAAUUUCCAGCAGAAACCCUAGAGAUGCAGCAGCAGCAGCAGCGGGCAAGAAUAAUCGUGCGGCGAAUUCUAGAAUUGCGUUUAAAACAAAGUCGGAGAUGGAGAUUAUUGAUGAUGGAUUUAGGUGGAGGAAGUAUGGUAAGAAGAUUGUCAAAAGCAGCCCCAAUCCAAGGAAUUACUAUAAAUGCACAAAUGGAGGGUGCAAUGUGAAGAAGAGGGUGGAACGAGACGGAGAUGAUCCAAACUAUGUCAUAACAACAUACGAUGGAGUUCACAAUCACCAUACACCUUCUACUGUCUCCUCUUCUCUCCGUCUUGUCGAAACAUGCACCAUUUCUGAUUAAACCACUUAGAAAGUCGACAUAUCAUGAGUAAGACAAAUACUCGCUUGUAAUACACAUAGAAUAUUAUUUGGUUUGGUUUGGAAUUGACCUCUAGCUACUAGCUUAAUAUGUAUUUGAAAAUUUUAUAUUAAUCAAAAUUUAUUUCUUUUGUGUUUUAAGGGACAUAUAU
Impatiens glandulifera is the source of this 826-nucleotide messenger RNA. Its product is annotated as probable WRKY transcription factor 50. Bases 82 to 657 code for a protein of 191 amino acids. The transcript has 2 exons. The record is from RefSeq and is a predicted model, not a curated record. NCBI's taxonomy places the organism in Eukaryota, Viridiplantae, Streptophyta, Magnoliopsida, Ericales, Balsaminaceae. Gene Ontology annotation, biological process: regulation of DNA-templated transcription. Gene Ontology annotation, molecular function: DNA-binding transcription factor activity; sequence-specific DNA binding.